UUGAGGUUAAGUCAAACGCCAGCUCUCAUUGUCAAGCGAAUCUGGAAAAUUCGUAGAGAAAAAUCGCAAUAAAAUGAGUUUCCUGUACAAUUCCGUGUUCCGCCGGACGUCAACCUUUGCCGUGGGUGUCCUAGCCUCCGUUUUCUUCUUCGAGAGGGCUUUCGAUUGGGGUGCAGAUGCACUUUUUGAGAAAGUGAACAAAGGGAAACUUUGGGAUGACAUCAAACACAAGUACGAGUAGAAAUUAUUUAGUUUAAUUUUAAUGGUAAAUAAACAAGAUUACUAGAAAA
Messenger RNA from Phlebotomus papatasi, 290 nucleotides. RefSeq names its product cytochrome b-c1 complex subunit 9 (gene ox). The record is from RefSeq and is a predicted model, not a curated record. NCBI's taxonomy places the organism in Eukaryota, Metazoa, Arthropoda, Insecta, Diptera, Psychodidae. Gene Ontology annotation, biological process: mitochondrial electron transport, ubiquinol to cytochrome c. The transcript has 2 exons. Bases 74 to 241 code for a protein of 55 amino acids.